UCCCAGCAGUCUGAGACGCAAUCUAAACAAAACAACUUCGAUUUGGAACCUAUCUCCUCAGUGAUAGUGCAAUAUGAGUGCAACUUUAGUGAACAUUGCCGAAGAAGAUUUCUUCGGGACGGUUAUUCGGUACGGCCUGUACGUUGGGGCCAUUUUUCAGAUGGUUUGUCUUGCCGCAUGCAUUGUGCUGCCAGAUUCCACCAGCUUUACCGGGGAUUCUGGCAACUGGUCCCCCAAGGUGAGGGCGAACAACGAUAGUGAGGAUUCCAGUUCGGAACACUCGUCGCCACAGAACACUCCGAGAAGACCGUACCACCGAAGCCGCAAGCAGGACAAAAAGAAGCGUCGAUAGAUAAAUGGGCUCCUGGACAGGCUUAUCUGUACUUAGACGAUCGACAUUCCGAAAUUCUAUAAAGACGUUCGAUGUAGAAGUAUUUAGAAUUAACCAUCAAGCAAUCCCAUUCCUUAUUGAUCUCAAUUGAGUACUUGGGAA
Molecule: messenger RNA, 493 nt
Organism: Anopheles bellator
Lineage: Eukaryota; Metazoa; Arthropoda; Insecta; Diptera; Culicidae
Product: protein anon-73B1
Exons: 2
Coding region: 74-352 (92 amino acids)
Cellular component (GO): membrane
Source: RefSeq, a predicted model, not a curated record